Acaulospora morrowiae is the source of this 1842-nucleotide messenger RNA. NCBI's taxonomy places the organism in Eukaryota, Fungi, Glomeromycota, Glomeromycetes, Diversisporales, Acaulosporaceae. The record is from the annotation of a GenBank genome assembly.
ACCAGUCGCAAUGAAUCUAUUCGUAAUGAGACCAGUCGCAAUGAGUCUAUUCGUAAUGAGACCGGCCGCAAUGAAUCUGUUCAUAAUGAGAUCAGCCGCAAUGAGUCUAUUCGUAAUGAGACCAGUCGCAGUGAGUCUAUUCGUAAUGAGACCGGCCGCAAUGAAUCUGUUCAUAAUGAGACCAGCCGCAAUGAGUCUAUUCGUAAUGAGACCAGCCGCAAUGAGUCUAUUCGUAAUGAGACUGGCAACAAUGAAUCUGUUCGUAAUGAGACCGGCCGCAAUGAAUCUGUUCGUAAUGAGAUCAGUCGCAAUGAGUCUAUUCGUAAUGAGACCAGCCGCAACGAAUCUGUUCGUAAAGAAACUAGUCGCAAUGAAUCUAUUCGUGAUGAGAUCAGUCGCAAUGAGUCUAUUCGUAAUGAGACCAGCCGCAACGAAUCUGUUCGUAAAGAAACUAUUCGCAAUGAAUCUAUUCGUGAUGAGACCGACCGAAAUGAAUCUGUUCGUAAAGAGAUCAGACAAAAUGAACAUGUUCAUAAUGAGAUAAGUCGAAAUGAGUCUGUCCAUAAUGAGACCAGUCGCAAUGAAUCAACUCGUGGAGAGAUUAGUCGCAAUGAAUCUACCUGUAAUGAGAUUAGUCGCAAUGAAUCAGCUCGUGGAGAGAUUAGUCGCAAUGAAUCAACUCGUGGAGAGAUUAGUCGCAAUGAAUCAGCUCGUGGAGAGAUUAGUCGCAAUGAAUCAGCUCGUGGAGAGAUUAGUCGCAAUGAAUCAGCUCGUGGAGAGAUUGGUCGCAAUGAAUCAGCUCGUGGUGAGAUUGAUCGCAAUGAAUCUGCUCGUUAUGAGAUUGGUUGCAAUGAAUCUGCUCGUUAUGAGAUUAUUCGCAAUGAAUCUGCUCGUGGUGAGAUUGGUCGCAAUGAAUCUGUUCGUUAUGAGAUUGGUUGCAAUGAAUCUGCUCGUAAUGAGAUUAUUCGCAAUGAGAUCAAUCACUAUGAGAUUAGUCGUAAUAAAACUAACCGCAAUAACAAAUUCGUUGUAACUCGCCGUCCAUGUCCUUUAGUUGAAGAAAAAAAAUAUGUAGAAUUAACUCGAAAACGAAUGAGGUCGACAACUGAACAAGAAUGGACUUUUCACCGUGAGCGUAAUUUACAUUCGCCUUACCGAAAAAAUAACGCUAGAUUCCUCCGAAAGAAUGGAAAACCUGCACGUCAAAAAGAUCCUCAAAACGAUCCACUUUAUUUUCAUCAUUUUUAUCAAGACAGCCCUGAAAAUGAUUUUUAUCAUGACGUCCUCAAAAAUAGUUUUUAUCAUGAUGUCCCCGAGCAUAGUUUUUACCAUGAUGUCCCCGAAAAUAGUUUCUAUCAUGACGUCCCCGAGCAUCGUUUUUAUCAUGACGUCCCCGAGAAUAAUUUUUAUCAAGACAGUCCAGAUAAUAACUUUUAUCAAGACAGCUCCGAUAAUAGUUCCUAUUCACCACGCUGGAAAUAUGAGAAAAAUUUACGGUCUAAUAACAAACGUGAAGGUCAUAUUCACAACUUAUCUUAUGAUAAUCAAGAACGCAUAAAUUUUUCUUUCAAACGUGAUGGAAAAAAACCAUCUAUUAGUGACCGUCUUGGAAAAAUAGAUCGACGUGUAGAUGUAGAAUAUAUUGAUGAACGUGUUAAAAAGUUUCCGAGGUUUACAAAUAAAAGAAGAUAUGACAUUCUAUCGGUUGGUCAAGAAAGAGAAGUCCAAGCUCCUGGACGAGAAGAGAAUCGAAAUAAAAGACACAUGAGUCCUCGGAUGGAUUUUCGUAGAAGAGAAUCCGCACCCAAUCAAAAUAAUAAUCGAUUUCCUAGAAGAUGGUAA